AUAGUAAUUUUUCCAGUUUGAUGCAACACAUGCUUUAUGUGCAGAUGUACGUUGAUUCAAUAGGACGACGAACGCUGCAGCUGCUGCUGGCCCUGCAGCUGAUGCAGCUCGCUGCAGCGAAUGUUGCAGAGUCUACAAACUCGUCAGUGGCGUCUGCAAAUAUUACAGAAUUUGCUGCAGACGCUAAAGACUCAAUGACAAGCACUGCAAACACGACAGCAGUUCCUGCAGGCGUCACAGCAGUUACUGCAGAUGCUGCAGCAGUUACUGCAGAUGUUGUAGCAGUAAAUGCAGAUGACGCAGAAGUUCCAGCAGAUGACGCAGAUGUUGCUGCAGAUGUUGCAGCCGUUCCUAAGGGCGCUGAGAAGACGAGACGCAACAAGUUCUCCGACAGAGACGAGCGUCUUUUCCUGGCCAACUACGCAACGAGCACCGAGCUACGUAUCUCCUUCUCAACCGCCACCGUGCCCUACACGUGCUUCUCAUUUGUCAAUGCAGUGACGUGCAUGGGUAGGAAAAGACGUCGCAGGCGACGUGCACAGCAAGACAUCGUCGUCUCAGCCCCUACGACGUCGAAGUUUACACAAAUCGACUCGUCACUGAAUGGCGCCAUCAGUGACAUCAGUGAUCCCCUUCUUGGCGCAGCAAUAGCAAAUGCCGACGAAGAAUACGACAAAAAAUCCGAAGAGAUGGGCGAAAAAAGCGGGUCGGGACGAUCAGGGAGGAAGUUCUUCACGGUCUGGAACGUCGCUUACACGACGGUCACCAAAACUAAAACUGUCACCAACUUCUCCGUGACAGCCUCUAUCUCCGCCAUGUGCAUGCCGAGCGGCUUCCCGGUGCCCAAGCUCUGUUGAUGAGUCGGUGGACAGCGCUCAGGCGUACAGCGCACAAGCGUACAUGAUACGGGAGAACAUCGCAAGAUGUACAGUGCACACUGCACAUUGUACUGCACCGGUUCUCGUUGGGUCAUCCACGAAGAAGUACUCCAUGUGUGCCGCUUGCCCUGUCCGUUGUAGCACAAUUUGUACAUAGCACACAUUUGACCCACGUAAUAAACGUACAUGUCUACCAACA
Molecule: messenger RNA, 1077 nt
Organism: Hyalella azteca
Lineage: Eukaryota; Metazoa; Arthropoda; Malacostraca; Amphipoda; Hyalellidae
Exons: 3
Coding region: 21-857 (278 amino acids)
Source: RefSeq, a predicted model, not a curated record